AUGAAGUUCCUCAACAUGACCAGCCACAAGCUGGUGGAGAUGCCUGUAGCCCACUCCGGCCAGAAGGUCACCCGGGACUGGAUCCUGACGCACGGCAUCGCCAGCCUGCAGGUGCCCUUCGACAUGGGAAGCUUCCGCAAGGUGAAGGGCGAACGCGCGGAAGGCGCGAAGCACACCACCUGGUGCAUCGACGUGGUCUUCAACCCGCUCAUGGUGCAGCUCUUUGUAGACGACGCCUUCUGCAAUGCCAUGGAGUCCUUCCGCCCUUGGGUCAUUGGCCUCACGCUGAAGCGCAUCGAGGAAAGCUUAAAUGUGAAGCUGGAACCAUCAAGCAUCAAGCUGAUGAAGGACUUCAGAUACAAGGCGGGUGCCUUGUAG
This is a messenger RNA of Effrenium voratum, 378 nucleotides long. NCBI's taxonomy places the organism in Eukaryota, Dinophyceae, Suessiales, Symbiodiniaceae. The record is from the annotation of a GenBank genome assembly.